Messenger RNA from Trypanosoma theileri, 1383 nucleotides. RefSeq lists its product as uncharacterized. The transcript has a single exon. NCBI's taxonomy places the organism in Eukaryota, Euglenozoa, Kinetoplastea, Trypanosomatida, Trypanosomatidae. Bases 1 to 1383 code for a protein of 460 amino acids. The record is from RefSeq and is a predicted model, not a curated record.
AUGGAUAAUAGUAAUAAUAGUAAAAAAAUAGCCAUGCAUGAAAAGGAACGAAAAACUAGAAAACGGAACUGUUCCCCUAUUGUGGUAUCUCCCACAGGACCAGCCGCGGCCCUUCUGGUGUGUACAACCCAAAGACUUCAACGAAAGUAUGGACUUUCCUUUUUCUUUCUUCAACGCGGUUCGGAAAAAAAGAUCAAAUGUACUCCACUUCAACAAGUUCUGAGCACAAGUGAUAUGGAUGCGAUUCUUCAGCGUAGUGAUGGAGCGACAUCUAUUCAUCUUCCAAUGUUUGUUCGCGCCGCAGAAGAGUGGAGUCAACGAUGGAAUCAAUCCUCUGCAGAACAGCAAACGUCUCCUAUUCUUCCAUAUCUUCCAAAUGUAAUUCUCAGUUUAUUCUCAGAUAUGGGUUUAGCCAAUGUCUCGGAACCGUUUUCUCUCAUUGGUGCUCUCACACCUUCUCCACCAGCGUUUGGAAUCUCUGAAUCCACUACUAUACAGAAUAGAUCAUCAUCAUUAUUAUCAUCGUUAUCAUCAUUAUCAUCAUUAUCAUCAUUACAGACACCCCAACCUCUUACCUCUAUCUGCAUUAAUGCUAUUCAUGAGAUUGUAGAGUGUACAGAGGAUAUCUCACAUCAGGCAAAGAUGAGAUGUGUACGUCGUCGUCGUCUCUCUGAAAGCAAAUAUUAUACAGACGAAAGAAAUGAAGGAAGUCGUGAAUCUUCUACAGAAAGAAAAGUAACUGUAUCCUCAGUUCCACAAGUACGAUUAUUUCUACUCUCACCUUACGCCCGUUAUGAUUUACUCCGUAAGUCUGUAAAACAAGGUACUUCUAAAUCAGAUAUCCCCUCUUUUUACGGUGGUGAGGCAUGUGAAAUACUUCUUGUGUAUGUGUGUUCAAAAGCAGCAGCUCGUGUGAUUGGUGUAGGGCAGGUGAAUGAAACUCCUGAGGUUUGGGGUCGUAUUCCACACCCACAACAACAACAACAACAACAACAACAACAACAACAACAACAAGGGAAUAUAGAAAGCGGAGCUGCUGUAUCCUCCAUCAACUCCACAUCAUCAUCAUUAUCAUCAUCAUCAUCAUCAUCAUACGUAUCACAACCGAUAACAGGACCAACACUACCACCAAAAGCAGCAGCAGCAGCAGCAGCAGCAACUUCCAUAUCAUCUCCAUCACCCCAAUUGCAUACGACUAUUCAUGAAGAUAUGUUUUUCAUUGCCGCCAGUGUAGAGGAUUAUUUACGCCUUGGCAGUGCCUUUGCGUGGGUGUAUGGGUGGCAACUCUGUUAUGCACCCCAAGGACCGCCACCGCGUUCUCUGCAGUGGCUGAAACUAUUUGCCCCAAGCGCUCUUGCGGCGGUGGUCUCAGAAACACUGUAG